GUUUUUUGGCUGAGCUUUUGCGACGGCAUUGGUGGCAGUCCUACGGGUUACCUGCUCGCCUGCGCACCUACCGACUGCCAGCUUCAAGGCCUCGCCCAGCGAAACGCGUCCGCAGGGCUUGCAAGCCUCGGUAGCUGCCAGCCUCGGUCUCCGGCGCGGCGCGGAGCGCGAACGCUAAAGGGUAGCGUGCGCGCCGCGCAGCGCGGAUGCCAGGGAGGCCGGCGCGCCAGCCCAGCAAGGCCCGCCCCUGGCGCCUCUGCGCCAUGAACCUCGACGAGCUCGAGAGCGCCGCGCCGCCGGCGCCGGCCCAGGCCAAGUCGCCGCGCGGCGAGGUCGUCACGGACCCGCAGCAACUGAAGGCCUGGCGCGACGCGGGCGCGCUGCCGCCGCGCGGGUUAAGGACGGUCGUCGCCUUUCCCCUGGCGCUCGACGCCUCGUGGAGCGCCGUGCGUGCUGCUAUAGCCGCCAAAACGCAGUCGUUGGGCGGCGACCUCGCCGAGGACCACGGAGCUUUAUAUGCUCGUAGAAGGCCCAUCGCCAAGGACUUCGAGAGGAUCGGCCCCGCCUGGAAGCGCCGCGAGGGCCUCGUGGGGACCGUCAAAAGGGCGGACGAAUUGUGGGUCAAACGCACAUUAACGUUGUCGCGGGGCGAGCUCGCCUACUUCGAGAAGCCGAACGACUGGAUGGUGUCGACGAGCGCGCGCGGGAGAUUGUCAGUGACGAAGGACACUUCACUGAUCGCGACCGAAAACGAGGAUGGCGCCUACUUCCGCGGGCCCGCCGGCGCGCCGACGCCCCACACGCUAAGUGUGAACGACGAGUGGACCUUUGCGUUCGACGACGCUCGUUCUUUGAUAGCCUGGCGCGACGCCUUAGAAACAGCAAAAACGACGCCCCCGGGACCGGCGCCGCCGAUCUUCGAGCUGCGGGCCGCCGCUGCGACGUCAUCCGGGUCCGAGACGCGCCAGAGACACGUCGUCGUCGCCUGCGACGGCGACUGCCGCGAGCCGAUCCGAGCCGCGGUCAAGGCUUUAAGGGAUGAGGACGCCGCUUGUGCUGAGUUGUGGAAGAGUGGAUCGAAGGCGCCGCCGGACGUGUUUGUUCUGUUAGAUCUCGCGGCGGCGGCUCGUAGAAAAGCCAUACAAAAACACCGCGACGCGUUUGCAAGGGUGCGGAGCGGCCUCGACCAAGCGGCGCUCCGCGUCGAGAAGGUCCGAGAAUUAGUACAACCCGGCUACACGGCCGCGCGCUUGGACGUGCCAUCUGUACAAAUCCCGGACAUUGAUAAGCCGUCGAACGACUGGCGCGACGGCUGUGUCGAUGAGGACGCUAGAAGUGAUGCUCUAGAAGCUGCCGUGAGUUACCUGCCGGUGAAUGAGACGGACCGACUCGUUUCGUUACGAAGAGCGUGUUCGUCGGCGUCCGCGGCUCUGGAAAGUCGCGCACAUACAAAGGCCGCGGAGGACGCGCGGAAGCAGGAGCGCGACCUCGUGGACAUCGUCGAGCCCGCCGUCAAGCGGGGACUGAGAGACAUGUGCGACAGUCUCGCGGACGCCGUCAAGGCGGGGGCCUGGAUCGGGCCGGAAGCGCCGUCCUCCGACCUGUGGCGCGUCGACGAGGUCGCCGCCCUGACGAAGGACGUCGUGCUCGUGCGCUUCGCGUGUACGAGGGAUAGUGUCACGCCGGGAACCGUCUGGGUGACGCGCGACGCGACGUACUUCGCGCCGUCGCUCGUCGGCAAGGUGUCGUCCUUCUUCUCGUUCUCGUCGAAAAAGGAGGAGAAGUUGAUCCGGAUGGCUCAUGCUGAUUUAUCAAAGGCGUCUCGGGUCGCGUCUCCGGUGCCGCUCAAAUCCAAUGCGGUGUCUCUGAAAAGUAGAGAUGGGACGUCUUUGAUUUUAACACUGAUCACGCCGGGCGCCUCCGUGUCGGCCUUUGUGGACGUGGUCACGACGUGCGCGGCGCCGCGGCCGCCGCCUCGACAAAAACCUGCGCCGGUCGUUGUGGAGGCCAAGCAGCCGGAGCAGCGCGAGGACGAGGUCGCGGGCGCGGCGCGGCGGCUGCGCGAGGCGCUGGCGCCGGUCGCGGAGCCGCCUCCUACGCCGCCGCGGCCCGAGCCGAUGCUGCGCGCGCCGCCUCCUGCGCCGCAGUCGCUCGGUGACUUUACGGGCGUCAAGGACUCGAAGCUCGGGGCGCGGAUCUCGCUGGGCUUUACCGCGACGACGCCGACUCAUACGCUCGCGCCGCCGCCCCCGCCUCCCGCGCCGCCGCCCGAGGAGGACGACGACGACGAUGUGUUUUUGGAUGCGCUUGACGGGAGCUAGCGGCCGUAAGAUAUAUAUUAUUAA
Pelagomonas calceolata is the source of this 2345-nucleotide messenger RNA. NCBI's taxonomy places the organism in Eukaryota, Pelagophyceae, Pelagomonadales, Pelagomonadaceae. The record is from the annotation of a GenBank genome assembly.